GAGCGAUGUGGGAACCACCUGUUCUGUGUGAUGGACAAGAAACAAAACAUUUGAUAAAGGGAAGAAACACAGUAUCUGAUAAAUGGAAGCCAUGAAGAUAUCAAAGCGGUUCUUCGCUUUUGGGAUUUUGGCAUGCGUAGCUAUUUAUGUUGCAUACAUAAAAUGGCACUUGGAUUCCAAACCAGUCGUGGGAGCAACUGAAGGAGUUGCUGAAAGCAAGGGAGACAAACUGAACCAUCAGGCAGUGACCACAGAUCCCUCGGUCUUUUAUGGAAUUAUGUUUGAUGCAGGAAGCACGGGAACUCGCAUCCAUAUUUUUAAAUUUACACAGCAGCCAAAAGAGACUCCCAAAUUAACCCAUGAGACGUUUAAAGCACUGAAGCCAGGUCUAUCCGCGUAUGCUGAUGAUGUUGAAAAGAGUGGCCAGGGAAUAAAAGAGCUCUUGGAGGUGGCAAAGAAGGAGGUUCCUAUGGAGCUGUGGAAGUUUACCCCUCUGGUCCUGAAAGCCACAGCUGGCCUACGGUUGCUGCCAGGAGAGAAAGCUCAGAAGUUGCUGGAUAAGGUGAAGGAGAUUUUUCAGGCCUCCCCCUUCUUCGUGAGGGACAACUGCGUGUCGAUCAUGAACGGCACCGAUGAAGGUAUUUCAGCGUGGAUCACAAUAAAUUUUUUAACAGGUAGCCUAGAUGAUCCGCAGAAGAGAAGUGUAGGGAUGCUGGAUUUGGGUGGUGGAUCAACACAGAUCACCUUCCUUCCACGCACCGAGGCAACUCUCCAGACGUCACCAGCUGGCCAUACAACUUCAUUUCAGAUGUUUAACAACACUUACAAGCUGUAUUCGUACAGUUACCUGGGACUCGGGCUGAUGUCAGCAAGGCUCGCCAUUUUAGGAGGAAUUGAGGGAAAACCCUUAGGAGAAGGGGAGGAAUUGAUCAGCCCUUGCUUGCCACCUGGCUUCAAAUCUGAAUGGCAACAUGCUGAGAUAGUGUACAAAAUUAAAGGACAGAAGGCAGGUGAGCCUCUGUAUGAGUCUUGUUCUAACAAAGUGGCAAAGAUGCUCUACAAAAAAGUGCAUAAAGCUGAGGAAGUGAAGGACUUGGAUUUUUACACUUUCUCCUACUACUAUGACCGUGCAGCAGAGGUUGGUCUCAUAGAUAAAGAAAAAGGAGGAAGCUUAACUGUCAGUGACUUUGAAAUUGCAGCUAAAUACGUGUGUAAGACCAUGGAAAUCAGCCCCGGAAGCAGCCCUUUCCUCUGCAUGGACCUCACGUACAUCACCUUCCUCCUGCAAGAACUGGGCUUCCCAAAGAGCCAAGUCUUUAAGCUUGCCCGGAAAAUUGACAAUGUUGAAACGAGCUGGGCAUUGGGAGCCACUUUUCAUUACAUUGACUCACUCAAUAGACUGCAGUUCUAAAGCUCCUUGAAGGUGACUUUUGGGAAUCUCAGUUUUUGGAAGCCCAGCAUGGGAGAAUCUAUCAAAGGGCUUGCUUUUGGCUUCCGGAGUCCUUUGAGAGGUCAUCAUAAACUAGGCCCCUUUCCUCCCACCCCCUGCCAAGUCCUCUCCAUCACUAGCUCUUUUUUACAGUGCAGAGUGCAGUAUCUAAAGAAUAAGCCUUGAUUUGACAGCAUCUACCAUCAGCUUGAUGUAAAACUUGAUCGUUGUUGAAGGAAAACCAGGACUCUGCAGGACGUCUAUGAUCUCUAUGAGAAAAACACACGUUUUUUUGGAAUGUGCCUGUACUAUGUGCUUGUACUGUGCUGA
Molecule: messenger RNA, 1759 nt
Organism: Leptosomus discolor (cuckoo roller)
Lineage: Eukaryota; Metazoa; Chordata; Aves; Leptosomiformes; Leptosomidae
Gene: ENTPD6
Product: ectonucleoside triphosphate diphosphohydrolase 6
Cellular component (GO): Golgi apparatus
Molecular function (GO): hydrolase activity
Source: RefSeq, a predicted model, not a curated record